Molecule: messenger RNA, 1406 nt
Organism: Drosophila elegans
Lineage: Eukaryota; Metazoa; Arthropoda; Insecta; Diptera; Drosophilidae
Product: low affinity immunoglobulin epsilon Fc receptor-like
Exons: 2
Coding region: 68-1084 (338 amino acids)
Biological process (GO): biological process involved in interspecies interaction between organisms
Cellular component (GO): external side of plasma membrane
Molecular function (GO): carbohydrate binding
Source: RefSeq, a predicted model, not a curated record
UUCUGAUCAAGUCAUUUUGCAGUUCUCCCCCGGCUUUUCUCGUCGAAAGUAAUUUUUUCCUAAUAAAAUGCAAAACAUUUUUCUAGGGUUUCUACUUAGUCUGAUUUUGCAAAGAUCCACAGCUACAAUUUUGCCUGAUGGGGAAACUAAGGAGCCAGAUUGUAGUAGCUACAUUUGCGAAUCAGUCAGAAUGAUAUUGGAACAUAUGGUUGUUAUGAAUGAACGAAUAAAAAAACUGGAGAGUUAUACAAGCGAAUUCGAAAAGUUCAAAAAAGAGUUAUCAGAUUUGAAAAUAAAUCAAAACUCCAACAAUGAGAAUCUUAAAAUUCAGUUGGAAAAUCGCACUACAGAAGUUUUAACGGAAAAUACAAAAGUAAAGGAAAUGGUUUAUAGUUUACAGACCGAUUUCACACUGCAAAAAGAGAAUCUGAAGUCCCUGGCAGAAAGAACAAACGAAAGAUAUGAAAGUCUUGAUAAUAAAAUCACUGCUGAACAAGCGGUUAAAACCACAGAAAUAAACAAACUUUCGAUGAGAAUCGAUGCAGUGGAUACACAGUUCGCAGGACAAAAAGAAAAUAUUGAUAUCAUUCAGAAAGAAAUGAAUAAAAAACUAAACAAAAACGACGGACUACAUUACUUGGAAGAUCUGACAACUAAACAAGUAAAUGUGGAGAAAGCUAUCCAAAAAAUCAAUGAAACCAUCAGAAAUGUAGCAUUUAAAAAAAUUGGAUCCAAAGCAUAUUACAUAGAGGAAACCCAAGAGCGGAAUUGGAAUGACUCUCGGGCAUUCUGUCUCGAUUUGGGGGGGCACUUAUUUAGUCCGCAAAGUCAGUUGGAGUUGGAUACUCUUGGUAAGGAAUUAAAGAAUGAAUUAUACUGGACAGACAUCCAAGAUUUUUCCAAAGAAGGCGAGUUCAUAUCAGACACAACUGGCCGGAAACCAAAGUUCCUAAGUUGGCGGCAAAAUCCGGAUGAUUGGAAUGGCGAAGAUUGUGUUGAGAUAGGGCUAUCAAGAAGUUGGGGCAUGAACGAUAACGGUUGUUCGACACUUUUAAACUUUGUUUGUGAAAGACAAACUUUAUAAUUUUUAGGUUUUAAAUAAAACCACAAGAUAAGAAUUGAUGGAAAUUACAAAAUAUUAAAGAAAACAUUUAUAAACCUUACUAAAACUUGUUUUCUUUUAACCGGUAGAUGUCAAAAGCAGCUACACCUUUAUGACAUUUUAAGAUCAAAACUUAAUAUAUGCCAAUAUAAGAUAACUAAAAUUGUUUUUGUAUAUAUAAACGUUGCAAUGAAAAAAAAGAAUAAAACCCUAGUAAGCCCGAUGUUGUUAUACCCCUGUCGAAUAAACAUUAAUAUUGAUGACAUUUUAAGACCAAAACUUAAUAUAUGCCAAUAUAAGAUAA